Cooperia oncophora is the source of this 189-nucleotide messenger RNA. The record is from the annotation of a GenBank genome assembly. NCBI's taxonomy places the organism in Eukaryota, Metazoa, Nematoda, Chromadorea, Rhabditida, Trichostrongylidae.
AUGACAGAGCUCACCCUGCAAAGUUGGCUUGAGCAACGAGCUGAUGUAUUACGUGCCGCUCUUGCUGACUACACAACUGAAGGCCAUGCGAAUACGUGGGAUGCGCUUCGUCCUGUCUGUCUGACUUGGGCGUUCGUCGAUCGGUAUUUCCGUGACGUGAUACCGGUGAGCUGUCUUUCAGUCCUAUGA